This is a messenger RNA of Paramecium pentaurelia, 1329 nucleotides long. The record is from the annotation of a GenBank genome assembly. Lineage: Eukaryota; Ciliophora; Oligohymenophorea; Peniculida; Parameciidae.
GUAAUGAGCUUUAAAUAUUUGUUACUCUUUUAAUUGAUCCUUUUGAGUGUAGCACAUAAUCAAGGGAAAUCAGUUAAGUUAUCAAAGAAACAAGCACAUCAUAAGCAUCAUAAAUCACAAAAGUUUUUGGAUAGUAUUAUGGUAAUUUUAUAAUAAUAAUCAAAAAAGGACGUAAAUGAUGAUUCAAUAGAACUAUUACUCUAAAAGCACGAAGUAAUUUCAUACAAAAUCAAAAGAACUUCUAUUUGGCUGAAAUGACAGUUGGUACACCUGAUUAAAAAUUAACUGUUUUGAUUGAUACAGGAAGUCCAAAUCUUCUACUUACUUCAUCACUAUGUUAAUAAAACAGUUGCAUUCAACAUGGUUCAUACAAUCCAUCUUUAUCAACUACUUCAUAUUACAUUGAAGCUAUUAAAUUAGCUAAUGUACUUUGUUUAUAUUUACUUAGGGAGAAGUAGGCAAUGAGAUUGACAUAUAAUUUGCAUCAGGAAGUGUUGUAGGUGUAUUUUUUGAAGAUAGAGUGUGUCUUAAUCAAUAUUGUGUGAAUAAUCAAUUUAUAGUUGGAAUAGUAGAAUAAACAGAAGAUGUAAUCAAUAAAUUGAAUUUUAGAUAUUUAGUCAAAUGAAAUUCGAUGGUAUAUUGGGAUUGGGACGUAUAAAGGAAGCUGUUGUUAAAAAUGCAUCCUAUAUACAUAAUUUAGAAUAUGAUGUAAGAUAUUAUGUAACACUAUAUUAAAGACCGAUACUAGAAAUUUUUCAUUGUAUUUGAGUAAUAGUGAUGAUGAUGAUAUGUCAAGUGAGUUAGUUCUUGGAGGCAUUUCGUAACAUUUGAUUGCUCCAGGAGAGGAAUUCAAAUUCUUUGAUGUUACAUCAGAUAAUCUUUGGACAAUAAAUAUUAAAGCAGUUUUCUUAGGAGAUGAAAGAAUUGAUGAUUGCAAUAAUUGUCAAGGUUUAAUUGAUUCUGGUACAUCAUUUAUAAGUUUUCCAGUUUAUGCAAUGGAGAAAUUUUAUUAGAAAUUUGGAGUGUAAUUAUCAAUUUGAUUUAUAUUUUAGUUAUUAAUUAUGUAGUAAUAUUGAGUCAUUUCCAGAUUUGACAUUUGUUUUGGAUAGAGGAAUUAAAUUUACAUUGACAGGAUCAUAAUAUUUCAAAAGAAAUACUCAUGCUUUAUUUUCUAAAGACAUUUGCAUACCAUAUAUUAAAAAUAAUCCAAUAAUUGGAGAUGAACUAAUUGUUUUAGGAUAGCCAUUUCUUAUUCAUCAUUAUGUUUGGUUUGAUGAAGAUUAAUCAAAAAUUGGAAUUGUAAAAUCUAAAUAACAAUCUCAUCAAUGA